GUACCACCAUCAUUUAAACAAUCUAGAGCAUGUGUUGAUUGUGGAUUGGUCAAAACAGCUCAACAAUUCGAUGAAAAUGGUUGCGAAAACUGCGAAGGCACCAACAGUACCACACAAAAUUUUGAAGGUGUUAUUGCAAUUAUGAAUCCAGGUCAAUCAUGGAUUGCAAGAAGAAUGCGUUCAGAGAAAAAAGUACCAGGUUUAUAUGCAUUAUCAAUG
Messenger RNA from Dictyostelium purpureum, 219 nucleotides. RefSeq lists its product as uncharacterized. Gene Ontology annotation, cellular component: DSIF complex; nucleus. The annotation marks the transcript as partial. Gene Ontology annotation, molecular function: RNA polymerase II complex binding; zinc ion binding. The record is from RefSeq and is a predicted model, not a curated record. The transcript is spliced from 2 exons. Gene Ontology annotation, biological process: chromatin organization; regulation of transcription elongation by RNA polymerase II; positive regulation of DNA-templated transcription, elongation. NCBI's taxonomy places the organism in Eukaryota, Evosea, Eumycetozoa, Dictyosteliales, Dictyosteliaceae.